Odontomachus brunneus is the source of this 1072-nucleotide messenger RNA. It is a transcript of the gene eIF3f1, whose product is annotated as eukaryotic translation initiation factor 3 subunit F. Gene Ontology annotation, molecular function: metallopeptidase activity; translation initiation factor activity; translation initiation factor binding. Bases 63 to 920 code for a protein of 285 amino acids. Gene Ontology annotation, biological process: translational initiation. The record is from RefSeq and is a predicted model, not a curated record. Lineage: Eukaryota; Metazoa; Arthropoda; Insecta; Hymenoptera; Formicidae. Gene Ontology annotation, cellular component: eukaryotic translation initiation factor 3 complex, eIF3m. The transcript has 5 exons.
UCUCCAAUGUCGUAUAGCACUUGUCCCAGAACACGUUCUCUUGCUGCGCGAGACACGUAAACAUGGCGCUUAACCUCACCGUCAAAGUGCAUCCCGUAGUUCUAUUUCAAAUCGUUGAUGCCUACGAACGACGGAAAGCGGAAUCCUUGCGGGUUAUCGGUACCUUAUUGGGUACCGUGGAGAAAGGCAUUGUCGAGGUUACCAACUGCUUUUGCGUGCCUCACAAGGAGUCCGAGAGUCAGGUGGAGGCCGAUUUAACCUAUGGUAUGGACCUGUACGAUUUGAAUCACAGAGUCAAUGCGCAAGAGAAUAUUGUUGGUUGGUGGGCCACUGGCAAUGAGGUCACUACACAUUCGUCAGUCAUACAUGAGUAUUAUGUGCGAGAAUGUAAUAAUCCAGUACAUUUGACCGUUGAUACCACAUUAACAAAUACUACAAGAAUGGCGAUUAAAGCUUACGUAUGUGUCCCAUUGGGAGUGCCCAAUGGAAAGCAGGGAUCUAUGUUCACACCGGUUAAAGUACAGAUUACAUGCUACGAGCCAGAGAUAGUAGGAUUGCAAUUAUGUUCCAAGACUCAAUUGCAGACCCACGUGCAAUUGCCUAGCAUGAAAUCCGCCGGAGGAAUAGAGCCCAUGAUGGAUCUCGCGCAAGUCUCGGAAGCUUGUUCCAAGCUCUCUUUAAUGCUGGAGCAAGUGCUCACGUAUGUCGAUGAUGUUCUGGCUGGAAAACAAUUGCCAGAUAAUCAAGUGGGCAGAGCGCUCCUGGACAUGGUGCAUUCCGUGCCGAAGAUGUCCAGCGAUCAAUUUGACGAGAUGUUCAAUAGUAACGUCAAAGAUCUUCUGAUGGUAGUCGCAUUAUCUCAGCUGAUCAAGACGCAGUUGCAACUCAAUGAGAAACUUACGUUACUUACGACUCUGUAACGAAACGCGUCUGGCCAAAUAAAAAUGAAAAUAUGAAAAUAUGAAAAAUAGGAAUGAUAACGAUGAUGUUUUAUACUCCGGUUUUUACGACGUUUCUUACGACUAAAAUAUUCUUUCGCGAAAGGAUGACUUUUAAUAAAGUAUAAAAAGAG